GGCAGCAGAACAAGUAUCGCUCCUGCUUGCUUGAUCAAGAUUAUAUGACCAAGUUGGACCUGCCCUGGCCUGGGUCAGACAGCGGAGGUGACAGACCUCUGCUGGUCCCAGUAAUGAUGGCGGUGUUUCACGAUGAGGUGGAGAUUGAGGACUUCCAACAUGACGAGGACUCAGAGAAGUACUUCUACCCCUGCCCAUGUGGGGAUAACUUCUGCAUCACCAAGGAAGAUUUGGAGAAUGGGGAAGACGUGGCAACGUGCCCUAGCUGCUCUCUCAUUAUAAAAGUGAUUUAUGACAAAAAUCAGUUUACAUGUGGAGAGACAGUCCCAGCCCCUUCCACCAAUGAAGAACUAGUUAAAUGUUGA
Messenger RNA from Eubalaena glacialis (North Atlantic right whale), 365 nucleotides. Its product is annotated as diphthamide biosynthesis protein 3-like. The transcript is spliced from 2 exons. NCBI's taxonomy places the organism in Eukaryota, Metazoa, Chordata, Mammalia, Artiodactyla, Balaenidae. Gene Ontology annotation, molecular function: metal ion binding. Gene Ontology annotation, biological process: protein histidyl modification to diphthamide. Bases 45 to 365 code for a protein of 106 amino acids. The record is from RefSeq and is a predicted model, not a curated record.